Plasmopara halstedii is the source of this 1378-nucleotide messenger RNA. RefSeq lists its product as uncharacterized. The record is from RefSeq and is a predicted model, not a curated record. Lineage: Eukaryota; Oomycota; Peronosporomycetes; Peronosporales; Peronosporaceae. The transcript has a single exon. Bases 746 to 973 code for a protein of 75 amino acids.
GAGUUUGACUUCGCAAGACAAACGAACCGGAUAUGCACGUGUUACUGGUGUUCCGACCGAAAUGGAGAUUUCGCCUUCACAGGAUUCUCACUUUUGGCUCCGUGUGAGAAGCGUCGACGACCCAUCUCUCUGACAAUAGUACUUUAUUCCAGAGCUGAACUUUAUUGUCUUUCCGGUACAAUACAUCGAGCACCACUGCUUUGGUAUGCAGCUAUAUGACGGCAGCGGCUGAUGAAAACGUCGCUGAUUCUGUGGAUAGUGCUUGCAUCGAUAUCCAAGGAGAAUGCACUCCCUUCUUUUCUUACCACCGCACAGUACAGCGUCACCAUAUUUUCAAUUGCUUUUUGAAGUCGAAGGACACCUCUAUUCUAAAACAGCCAACCACCUAAGGGGUAUCUCGGCUUUAAUGAAAAAAUAUAGAUUUAUCUAAACACAAAAGGCAUGGUUAUCACGUUUGUAUCCAUCAUGUUUGUAUCCAUUACAGUUAAAUAUGGUUAUUUGACCCUACUCACGCGUCGCUUAUGUAGGUGAAGAUAAGCUCAAAUUUGCUCGCAGCGAAAUAGUACUCUUGCUUUGUCUUGCUCCGCAUCGGCAAAUGUCCAUGGAUCCAUACACACCUCAAAACAAUUCGUCUUAACAGUUUUUAGUUCUCGGACAGGCGACCAGAAACGCACGGUCAGAUUCAUCCUACCACAAUAAUCCACCGGCUUCAUUUCCAUAAGAAAUUCAACGUAGGUCUUCCAGCAUGCGGCAUAAACAAGCUCUUGUAACGAUCAACGCUCCAAGUAAAGUAGACUUCUGGUUCAUUAAGCUGACGGUAGGCCACGUCCUUAUGCUUCGUCACAAGCAAAAUUUUCCAAAACACCGCAAGGAUGCCAACCAGAAGAAUUCUAUCGAGUGGUUGACCCGAUCUCGAACUUUGCUCGAUGAAUCCAAUUCUCUUUUCGGAUGUAGAGCCACUGCAGAUAGGUGAACCAAAGAGCUUUGUCGAAAUUUCCAACAGUUUUCCAACCUUGCGUUCUUCGCCAUCGUUUGAGUUGUUGUACAAAAACGGCCAAUUCUUUCAUUCGUUUCUGAUCGAUGGCAUCCGUUUCGCCGCCGCUUUACGCAUCCAUCUUCGUUUGAAAUCACCACCAACACGUGAGUUUGGCCAGUUGAUGGUGGAGGCAUACCCAUCAAUACUUCUUGAUUGACAAGUUAAUUUUAGGGAAACUAAUUAACGCAGUAUUCCAUUUGUCUCCACCCUUUUUAUCUUCACAUCUCGAAGACACUACUGUGCAAGAAGAUUAAUGUUCAAAGGCUUUUAUCUCAAGUGCCACCCGAUAUUGAGCGGCGAUUUCGACAAAUGUGUGAAGGCUCAGGUUCUUAGUAUCUUAGA